AUCCUCUUCUGAAAAGUGGGCAGAGGAGUCGACCGACCGUACAAGGCAACGCAACCAUGAUUGUAAAAAAACAGAAGUAUCGCAUUGAAGUAUUAUAACGAGCUUGUCUAUUUAGUUGAUAUCUAUUGAAUACUACAUUUCUCAUGCGGAUGCAUUCCAUGAUUUUAUUGUAAUGAAUUGUUGAGCUUCGUUGAAGUCUCGGAUCAAGGUUUGCAUCUGCGCUGUCGCCGGGUGCUACGUGCGAGACUCUAACCAGCUUUUUCUCCAACCAAGACUAAAAUGGAUUGUAUAUUUUCGUUUAUCCUGAAUUUCUCAACAUGCUAUGACUCGCCACUUUCUACAUUCACUACCCCUGUUUGUACGAUGCUUACCGCGCGAAAUAAGUCUAACCACCACUCGCAGGAAAAUGUCUCCCAUACCGCGGACAACAUGGACGAUGGUAUUCACUUGAACAGGAGAGCUAACCGGUAUGCUAUUGCUAGUCUUUCGGUGUAAGAAGAUGGAUAAGGGACAACAGUAAUGGAUGUUUCACCUGCAAUUAUGGACAGUGCUCUGGAGUGCACACUAAGUUAUUCUCAAAUGUGUCGCUAGCAACUUCCAGCGAAACGAACAGCUCUCAAAAUCAAGAUUACGUUAGCUAGCCCGGUAACAGCUGCUCAAACUAGCAUUAUUAGCACUAGUUAGCUAGAUAACUAACGUUGGUUCUUGUUAUCCUUUAUUGCCAGACUAAAGUUUGAUUGGCAUGUUUAUUUUGGCAGUCUAGUUAAUACGAGUUAUUAAUAUAUUGUGAAUUAGCUACUAUAUGUCAGCGUGUUAAAUUGCCCUACACGUGUACGUUAGCUACCUAACUAACCAAAAAGCUUUAACAAACUUCCCAGCAGCAAGCUGUCAAGCGGUAUUCUUGAUCGAAAAUGUACUAAUGUAUCUUGCAUAGUGACCAUUUGUUAGCCACAAGCCAGUAUUGAGAAUGUUUAGAAACAUGAAUCGCGAGGAACACUUUUCUGGUGUGAAGACGCCUCCAUCCACUCCCGCCGGGCAUGGAGUGGCCUCUCCCCGACAACCAAACCAGGAGCGCUCGUGGAUGGGCAUGUUCUCCGCGGUUUCUAGGCCUGCCCUGUCAUUUCUGCAAAAGUAUAUACCAUGGCGCCCUAGUACUCCUGCCAUGCCUCACAAUGUGACAGGGUGGGUCAGUGGGAAUUUCAAAGAUAACUUUGUAGAGGCAGAAAGCAAUUUUUUAGGACAACUGGACGACGUCUUGCCUGGACCUCAACACCAUGCACAUCAUCUAUCGUACCUGCAAUACCAGCAUGGUAGCCCUGGGCUAGCAGCGUCAGGUAAUAGUACUCCGAGUUGGUUGACAGCAGAUUCUCUUUAUGAGUUAGGGAUUCAAAAUGCUGCAGAAAUGGACUUAAAUAUAAGGCAACAAACUUCGGUAGGAUACCUCGCAAUCGCGAGAGGUUUUCUCAGUCAUGUUUUGUUGAACGCAGCGUCGGCUCAGGAAAUGAAACACCCAGACCAAGGGCAUGUACUUGGUGGGAACGGUUGGUCAUCUGACGCGGUGUCAGCCAGAGAAAAUAGUACCGCUGGUAACUGGUGGGGUGGGCUUUGGGGAACCAGUAGCGCCCAAGGGUGGCUGUCAAAUUUGUCUUGGAGAAAAGAGUGCACUGGGGAAAACAACAGUAAUGGUCAUUGUUUUCAACCGGAGUGUGGUACAAAGGCUACGGUUACCAAGCCAACAGGGCUGUUUGUACAUUUCGAUGAUAACGAAUCAAUGGAUGGCAAAAGCACUGGCGCCUCCUGCAACAAAGAGGAGCCAAAUGACAAUGGAAGCCUUCAAACAGCCACCUGGCCAGAGUCUCUCCCUUUCCCUGACUGUUUCUCAUUACAUCACUGGGAAACAGUCGGUAUCAGUGAUCAUCUUGUCAGAGUUGGAGCUGUCACUGCCUGCAGUGAGGUGGCAGUUUUUACCCCUGACCAGGAUAAUGGUUAUUCCAGUCUGGAAGAAGAACACUCCACCUCCAGACUGUACAUGUUAAGGCCUCCCAUUGAAGAGCUACAGGGGAUCACAGAGAUGAAGGAAGAGACCAUCACAUCUGACACACCAACACAGGGGAGCUCUGGAGAGAGUGGGCUAGAGAGGGAUGCAUCCAAUCAUAGAGAAGUGGGUGAGACUGCUGCCACUGGAGGGAUGGAAUUAGAGGAGGAGGAAGAAAUUGAGGACUCUGACUUCUCAGACUCUGAGGAAGAGGAAACAGCGGCUGAGGGUCCACCAGUGUCUACCACCGCUCUGCCCCCCUCCACCCCCCAGUGCAGUAACAAGGCCAUCGCCUACAUCAUGGGCAGCCCCUGCAGCGACGACAGCCAAUCAGACGACUCACUCAGCGAGGAGGAUGACGAUGGUUUCGACAGCGAGGGCUCGUCAGAAUUCUCCAAUUCCGAGUUGUUGGAUGACGAUGAAGAGGAGGAUGACUCUGAGACUGAGAGACUGUGGAACUCACUGUGCCAAAGCAGGGACCCCUACAACCCCCAAAACUUCACCGCCCUCAUUACCAACCCCAGGACCAUCCCCUCCACCUCUACAGCCACCACAGCCUGCUCCCCUCACACCCCACCCCCAGAGCAACCUCCCUCUCCCCUCUCCUCUUCUUCCCCCUCUCCUGCGGAGGAGUUUGGCUCGGAGUCCAGCAGCAGUGAGGUGGAUGAGGCUGAGAGCCUGAGGCUGUGGGACUCCUUCAGUACCUCCUCAGACCCCUACAGCCCAUUCAACUUCCAGGCCCUGCUCAGGACUAGAGAGCCAGUCAGGGGUACAAGGGUAAAAGCCGGGACAGGGGCGCGCUGUAAGAAGAGCAGCAAGACAACCCCCCGUCAUGGACAGGGACAGAGCCACUCACCCCCCCAGUACAGGAAGGAGGAGGCAGAGGAGAGACUGGACAGUGGCUUCUCAGAGAUCCCUCCCAACCCAGAGAUCACCACCACGGGCUGCGUCACAGUCAAAAAGGUGGGUUUCUGUGAUGAGGUGGAUGAGUUCUACGCCAGCGAGGACGAUGAGGACAGGCGUGGGCCGUGGGAGGAGCUAGCCAGAGACCGCUGUCGCUUCCUCCGCCGUGUUCAGGAGGUGGAGGAGAGCAUCGGCUACGUGUUCAGCUCCACCUUCCGCCUCACCGUCUGCCAGAGACAACACCACAGCUGACCCCUAACCUCUGACCCCUACAACACACCUGAUCGUAAAUCCUGUUUCUCUGUGACCCUCUAACACCCCUCCCUGUCCCUAAAUCCUAUUUUCAACAGACUGCAUCAGAAUUUCUUAGUCAUCCCCCCUACCCAGUGAUCCUCCCCCAACUCCCAAACCUUCAGACUGGAUGUGCAGAAAUAACCACUUCAGAGCUGUUGACUAGACCAGUGGUUUCCAGACUGUUGACUAGACUAGUGGUUUCCAGACUGUUGACUAGACUAGUGGUUUCCAGACUGUUGACUAGACUAGUGGUUUCCAGACUGUUGACUAGACCAGUGGUUUCCAGACUGUUGACUAGACCAGUGGUUUCCAGACUGUUGACUAGACCAGUGGUUUCCAGACUGUUGACUAGACCAGUGGUUUCCAGACUGUUGACUAGACCAGUGGUUUCCAGACUGUUGACUAGACCAGUGGUUUCCAGACUGUUGACUAGACCAGUGGUUUCCAGACUGUUGACUAGACCAGUGGUUUCCAGACUGUUGACUAGACCAGUGGUUUCCAGACUGUUGACUAGACCAGUGGUUUCCAGACUGUUGACUAGACCAGUGGUUUCCAGACUGUUGACUAGACCAGUGGUUUCCAGACUGUUGACUAGACCAGUGGUUUCCAGACUGUUGACUAGACCAGUGGUUUCCAGACUGUUGACUAGACCAGUGGUUUCCAGACUGUUGACUAGACCAGUGGUUUCCAGACUGUUGACUAGACCAGUGGUUUCCAGACUGUUGACUAGACCAGUGGUUUCCAGACUGUUGACUAGACCAGUGGUUUCCAGACUGUUGACUAGACCAGUGGUUUCCAGACUGUUGACUUGACCAGUGGUUUCCAGACUGUUGACUUGACCAGUGGUUUCAGGUGGGUUGCUUGUGCGUUACAAAACAUAGAUAUACUCUUUUAAUGCAUUUUUGGGAUGGAAAAAAGAGUUAUUCGUAAACUGAAUCAUCUAAAUAGAGAGUGUGUACAAAAGACAAUGGACCUGUAUAUUUUUCCUCAUAAAAAUGGCUUAAAAUAUCAUUUUUAAUUUCAGCUUCAGUAAAAAAUGUGUAGACUUACAGGAAAUACGCUUUAAAUCUGCAACAUUUUUACUUUGUUCUGUGCAUGUUUUUUUUCACCUCAAUUUAUGGAAGUAAAACGUUUGGGAACCCAUGGACUAGAAGACAUCCCCUCACACCUCUCUCUCCUGGCCCCUUACUGUCAAUCUGGGGUGUUGAAGACUUGAUAAUACAGAUUUUUCUUCCUGCCUGCUUCCUGAUCGUUUGCUGUUUUGUUUGAAUCUCAGUGGAGUGAUUACCUAAUAUAGGAUAUGAUUAAGGGCGACUGCAUAUUGCUAACUAGGAGGUAUACAGGUAAUGUAAAGGUAGAAGGGCUUACUGGUUCCAGUGGGACAAACAGUCUAACACAGAGCAGCUAUUCUGCUGAGCCGUGUGCUCAGUAACCUGACUGGAAAACAGAACUCUACACAAGACACUUCAGCCAAAAGUGUAUUUUAUAUUUCAUUUUAAAAUGGAUUUUUAUUAAUUUGUCCUUUUGAUUUUAAUCUGCCCUUUUGGCGUUGCUCCGUCCUUCUCUCUGACACAUCCAUCUGGGUCUCUGCUCUCAGUAGUGUUCUCAGUUUCAUGUCAUUGUGAUCUGAACCCAGGUCAGUAUUUAAGGGGUUCGGUAUAAUCCUACUCGGCACCCACAGCCAAAUGUCACACUGCUCUCCGGAGCUGGAUUGGGGUUUAAGAGCUUUUGGAAAGCAAACUUGGUUUUGAAUGAGUUUAUUCUUUCCUUUUUAUAGAUGUUAUCUUCCUGUAAACCAUGCCAUGCAGAGUACACACUAACAUUGACAGUGUUCUAUUUGAUCCUAAGCAGGGGGUGUAAAACACUCCACAACUGUAUUGGUGGUUAGUGUUAAAACCAAGCCUGUGUUGUAGUAGUGUCUUCCUGGUUUCAAUAAUUUCGCAGGACCAAGUUUGGGAAAGCCUGAUUGAGCAGGCGCUCUUAUUGAGAGUGACUUACAGGUAUUUAUUGCCAAACACGCAGGUAUUUCUAGUGAACAGUCAGUAGAGCUCCUCUGACUAUUUCUGGGCUGAAGUGAAGGCUAUAAGGGUUAAGUGGAAGUAUGUGCAUGAUCCUUGUCUUAAAUGGCCUCCUUUCCUCUAUCUACUUCCCUCACGGUGGUUCCUAGAAUAAACAAUUGCUUUCCUCUAUCUACUUCCCUCACGGUGGUUCCUAGAUUAAAGCAAUUGUUUAUUCUAUCUACAAUUUGCACCAAUAGACCUUCAAUAAUGCUUUCUCAAAUGUAAAGCUUGCAUCCAUCAAUGGUCAUCUUGGAAAGGAGAUGUGUUAAGGAAGCCCUUCUCUAGCUACACAUCUUAAUUGCUUUUCGUGAGACCCAAAGUCACUGAACUUAAACCUCUUACUAUUUAACCCUGUGAUGCUUCUACGGACCCAGUGUUGUGUAUCUAUUGUUGAGGGGUUAGUGUCCCUACUGUGGAUAAAGGGUUAACCUCUGUGACCAGGUGGGGGAAAAGCAGGGAUGUGAAACGCACAUUAUUCUGAAGUGAUUCUCAGAAUGAAAAAAAAUACAAUAUGAAAGCUGUGCUCGGAUCUGAAGAAUAUAACUCUUUAACUUGGUGUUAUUUUAGUCAGUACAAUUAACAUGAAAUUGUUUUAUUUUUGUAAAAUUUAGAAUAAGUUAGUUGCGCUGCAUAACUUAUACAUUUUGAAUCCAUAUUCAUUGAAAAUAAAUCAAUAUUGAAUUAUGAA
Molecule: messenger RNA, 5980 nt
Organism: Oncorhynchus kisutch (coho salmon)
Lineage: Eukaryota; Metazoa; Chordata; Actinopteri; Salmoniformes; Salmonidae
Gene: ppp1r15b
Product: protein phosphatase 1, regulatory subunit 15B
Exons: 2
Coding region: 968-3190 (740 amino acids)
Biological process (GO): response to endoplasmic reticulum stress
Cellular component (GO): protein phosphatase type 1 complex; endoplasmic reticulum
Molecular function (GO): protein phosphatase regulator activity
Source: RefSeq, a predicted model, not a curated record